GAGCAGAGCAAAGCAAACAACUCCUCUCCAUCGACAACUGUUGCACCGAGCGGGGGUUUCUGCGUGAGAUCGACAGAAAAUGCAGUAUCAGGCUGCGGCGGCGGAGGCGUGGGGGUACGUGACGGCGGGGAGGGGAGCGACGAUGGACGCGCUGGAGCGGGUGGAGAGGCUGGCGUCGGAGAGCGCGGUGGUAAUCUUCAGCGUGAGCAGCUGCUGCAUGUGCCACGCCGUGAAACGGCUCUUCUGCGGCAUGGGCGUCAGCCCCACGGUGGUGGAGCUGGACGAGGACCCGCGCGGUAAGGAGAUGGAGCGCGCGCUCUCGCGGCUGCUCGGCGCCGGCUCCGCCCCGGCCGUCCCUGUCGUCUUCAUAGGCGGAAAGCUCGUGGGCGCCAUGGACAGGGUAAUGGCAGCUCACAUCAACGGCACCCUCGUCCCCCUCCUCAAGGAAGCCGGCGCUCUCUGGCUCUGAUUCAAACAGACCGGAGGGCAGCAUCAUACCACAACUGCUUCUUAUUCUCCUAACAAAAAAAAAUCUAAAAUCUUCUUCUUAUAAAUCCUUGCGAUCGAGUUUGUCUCCUUUUCAAUUCAUGUUCAUUAACAAAAUUAAGAGAAGAGAGUGAGGGAGAUCAGGGAGGUUGGUUUUUUUAGGUCCUCCAUUUUGGGCACAUCAUCACCUCAUGCACGAUCACAGAGAUGUGCAUGCGCUUUAUGGGGUGCAUUUGUAUGCCUUUUUUUCUUAUUGUCUUCCCUUUUUGAUUUUUUUUGCCUUUGGGUUUUGGAGUGUAACUUGGUUUGAUGAUGAUGAUCUUUAUGUAUAGAAAUGUCUUCAAAAAAAACAAAACAAAAUGCAGUGCUA
Molecule: messenger RNA, 856 nt
Organism: Zingiber officinale
Lineage: Eukaryota; Viridiplantae; Streptophyta; Magnoliopsida; Zingiberales; Zingiberaceae
Product: glutaredoxin-C3-like
Exons: 1
Coding region: 80-469 (129 amino acids)
Source: RefSeq, a predicted model, not a curated record